GAAUUCAGAAAAAUAAACAUAAACAUUUACAUGUGUUUUGUUGAUACUCUUAUAAAUUUAAAUAUAAAAAAAUGGAUAAAAUUUCAGAAAGUGUACCUCAAUGUUCAAAAAAUGCUGUUUUAGUUCAAAGUUUACCAUUACCCUCAGAAACUCCAACUGUUCAAGGAUAUGAUUUUAAUAAAGGCAUUAAUUAUGAUGAGCUUUUAAAAUCUUACAUUACAAUGGGUUUUCAAGGAACAACAUUUGGUCUUGCCAUUGAAGAAAUAAAAAAAAUGCUAGAUGAGAAAGAAAAACUACUAACAGAAGAUCAAAAUGAUAACUUUGAAACUGAUGAAUUUAUUAAAAGAAAAAGUCCAUGUACUAUUUUUCUAGGAUACACAUCAAAUAUGGCAUCAUCUGGUGUCAGAGAUAACAUAAGAUAUUUAGUUCAGCAUAAAUUGGUUGAUUGUAUUGUGACAACAGCUGGUGGUGUUGAAGAAGAUUUAAUAAAAUGUCUAGCACCAACAUACAUUGGAAAUUUUGAAUUAAGUGGUAAAUCAUUGAGAGAUCAAGGUAUCAACAGAAUUGGUAAUUUAUUAGUGCCAAAUCAAAAUUAUUGUCUAUUUGAAAAUUGGCUAAUGCCAAUAUUAGAUGCUAUGCUUGUUGAACAAAAAGAAAAGAAAACUUUGUGGACUCCUUCAAAAGUCAUAACAAGAUUAGGUGAAGAAAUUAAUAAUACAGAAUCAAUUUGCUAUUGGGCAGCAAAAAAUAAAAUUCCAAUAUUUAGUCCUGCUUUGACUGAUGGAAGUCUUGGUGAUAUGAUGUAUUUUCAUUCGUUCAAAGACUCUGGAUUAAUUCUUGAUAUUGUCUCAGAUUUAAAAAGACUCAAUACAAUGGCUGUGAAAGCUGUUAAAACUGGAAUGAUCAUUCUUGGUGGUGGUGUUGCUAAACAUCACAUAUGCAAUGCAAAUUUGAUGAGAAAUGGUGCUGAUUUUUCAGUUUUUAUUAAUACUGGAUCUGAAUUUGAUGGCUCUGAUAGUGGUGCAAGACCUGAUGAAGCUAUUUCCUGGGGAAAAAUUAAAAAAGAUGCUAGUCCAGUUAAGAUUCAAGCUGAUGCAACUUUAAUUUUUCCUCUUUUAGUUGCCACCACAUUCGCUGAAAGACAUGAGUCUAAAAAAAAAUAUUUAACUCCUGAUGAAGGUGAAAUAAAAUAAUUUAAAUAGAAAAAAAAAUAAACAAAAUCAGAUAGACAAAAUUGUUGUGGAGGGUGACAAUGAAAAUGCGCUUGCGUAAAUGAGGUAAAAAAAAAAAUUCGAGGAUGUUGAGAGUAUAAUAUAUAGCACAAGUUAGGAUAGUAGCAGAAGCAAUACAAGGGGUUGAUUUUCUCUUUUUUAUAGUAGAGGGGAAAUAUAAGUUUGUCAGUCGUUUUCCGUGAGGCCGCGCACGCGGACGGGCGUGUGUGAUCCUCGUUAUUCCAUCUCCCCACCCGCCUCAAGUUCCGUCAUAAAGUGAAUUAUAAACAUUUAUAUAUAAAAAAUAUAAUAAUAAAUACUAAACAAACUAUUUAUUAUAUUUAUUAUUGUUUUAUUAAUUAAACAAUUACAUUUUAUUGUAUUUUAUUAUUUUAAUUAUUGAUUAAUAUUAAAAUUUUUUUAACUUUUUAUUUUGUUGUUUAUUAUUAUUAGUAUAUUAUCAAUUGUUUAUAUUAUUGUGUUGACUAUUUAAUUGUUCCGUUUAUUAUUAUUCAAGUUCAAUAAUUGUGAUUGGAUUAUUUUUAAGUGUUGAAAAAUUUAUUGAGGCAUGAAAAUGAUGGAAGUUGAGGAAACAAAUACUGCGUCUAACGCAAGCUCAUCACCCAGAUCAUCGAGUCCUUCGGCAGAUUCAACUUUUAUCAGUGUUAAAAAAGAACCCAGCAAUGAAGAGCCGAGUUCACCCCUUGAGGCGAAUAGUCCCAGUUCAAUUUUGAACAAAAAUGAACAACAUUACGCAGCAGCUGAUUCAAAUAGUUCAACUCCAGCAAAGAGUUUCGUUCCAUGCAAAGUAUGCGGUGACAAAGCCAGUGGAUUUCAUUAUGGUGUUACUAG
This is a messenger RNA of Aphidius gifuensis, 2063 nucleotides long. It is a transcript of the gene Dhps, whose product is annotated as probable deoxyhypusine synthase. Gene Ontology annotation, biological process: peptidyl-hypusine biosynthetic process. Lineage: Eukaryota; Metazoa; Arthropoda; Insecta; Hymenoptera; Braconidae. The record is from RefSeq and is a predicted model, not a curated record. Bases 72 to 1193 code for a protein of 373 amino acids. The transcript is spliced from 10 exons. Gene Ontology annotation, molecular function: deoxyhypusine synthase activity. Gene Ontology annotation, cellular component: cytoplasm.